CGUGAAAAAAAUGGACGCCCCACAACAAUAUAUGGGAACAGAACAGUUAAAUACUCCAUUAGCUUAGAGUUCAUUUUUCUGACUUUCUCAAGGAAUAUCACUUCUACGAUUUACAAAGCUUAAAUCAGGCGCCACCACUUCAGUACGCGCCACCGCUUAUAGCUGCUUUACGUUUUCUAUUCAUUUUUUCUUUCUACUUUUUUUUUUCUCAGCAUAGAGUUACUGUUUUUCUUCUUGUUUGAUUAAAUAGUGUGCUAGAAUGGGUUGUACAAUGUCAAAGCUGGACAAUGAAGACACGGUGAGGCGGUGCAAAGAGAGGCGCCGCCUGAUGAAGGAAGCCGUUCACGCUCGACACCUCCUUGCCGCCGCUCACGCCGACUACUUGAACUCUAUCCGUGUCACCGGCUCAGCUCUCUCCUCCUUCGCCGCUGGUGAACACCUUUCCGUCUCUGACGAAACCCCUGCUGUCCUUCUCCACCCCGCCAACCCUUCUCCCCCUCCUCCUCCUCCAAUCAAUCCGAUCCCUCCACGUGUCCCUCCAUCUCCCUCCCCUUCUCUCCACCCUCCUCCUCCUCCUCCUCCAUUCUCUCCUUCCCCUUUCCCUUCUCCAACAAUCGCUAGCUCCAAACUCCCCCACAUACUCUCCGCUUCAAGCAUCUCAUCUCCCGCACCCAUUCGUCGUCGGCCACGUAAGCUACCCCCGAAACUCCCCCACAUUUUGUCCGAAUCGAGUCCUUCUUCUUCUCCUCAAAGCUCCAAAUCCGGUUUUUCCAACAACUUUUUCCCAACCGCUUAUCAAGCCAAUUCCACUUACUCAACUACUCCUUCUCAAACCUCUUCUGUUUGGAACUGGGAUAACUUUUACCCUCCAUCCCCACCUGGCUCCGACUUCUUUGACCAAAAAUUACAACAACGUAACCAACAAUUACACCAACGGCUUCAUCAUUUAGAUUCCAACAACCCUGAAGAUGCGGAAGAUACCGAAACGGAAAAAUCAGAAUACGAUUUCUUCCGUCCACAAAGAUUGAGUCACCGUUACAAUAUCAAUUCCGAUAACGCCAAGAGUAAUUUCAAUGAGGAAACCGAAAGAGAAGAAGUGCAAUGCAGUGAAUGGGGAGACCACGACCACGACCACUACACUACAACGAGUUCAUCGGAUGAAGAAGAGGAGGAUGACGUGGCAUCCAGAUCCGGGAUUGGGACCCGCUCCAAUUUCGGGUCCUCGAUGAGAGGGGAGUCGGAGAAGUUGCAUCAUCUUCAUAAUCAGACUCCUCCGCCAGUACAGCCGCAGGCACAGCAGCAGAUGUAUGGGGCCGCCGCGGGGAAUAAAAUGGACAAUAAGUCGGAGGAUGUGGGAUCUGGCAGUUAUAGAACUGGUGCUAUGAUGGAUAUGAAGAUGGUGGUUAGGCAUAAGGAUUUGAAAGAGAUUGUCGACGCGAUAAAAGAGAAUUUCGAAAAAGCUGCCGCCGCUGGAGAUCAGGUUUCCGAGAUGUUCGAGAUCGGUAGAGCUCAGCUUGAUAAAAGUUUCAGGCAGUUGAAAAAGACAGUGUAUCAUUCAAGUAGCAUGUUGAGUAACUUGAGCUCGAGCUGGACUUCAAAGCCGCCGUUGGCGGUGAAAUACCGGCUUGACACGACUGUGCUCAAUGAACCGGGCGGUUCAAAGAGCCUUUGUUCUACUUUGGACCGGCUUUUGGCUUGGGAGAAGAAGCUCUACGAGGAAGUGAAGGCUAGAGAAGGAGUAAAGAUUGAUCAUGAGAAGAAGUUGUCAACACUGCAAAGUCAAGAGUACAAGGGGGAAAAUGAAGCCAAGAUAGACAAGACCAAGGCAUCAAUAACAAGGCUGCAGUCACUAAUAAUUGUCACUUCUCAGGCUGUCUCCACCACCUCUACUGCCAUUAUUGGGCUUAGAGAUAGUGACCUUAUUCCUCUGCUUGUAGAAAUUUGUCACGGCAUCCGGUAUAUGUGGGGAUCGAUGCAUCAUUACCAUGAAGUUCAGAACAAUAUUGUGCAGCAAGUCCGUGGUCUUAUAAACAGAUCAGGGAAAGGUGAUUCAACUUCUGAACUGCAUCGACUGGCAACACGUGAUCUUGAGUCAGCUGUCUCUGCCUGGCACUCUAAUUUCUGCCGUUUAAUAAAAUUUCAACGGGAUUUUAUCCUCUCCCUCCAUGGCUGGUUCAAGCUCACCUUGCUUCCUGUCAGUAAUGACAAUGUUGGUGGCAACACAGAGCCCUCUAAUGUAUGUGCUUUUUGUGAAGAAUGGAAGCUUGCUCUUGAGCGUGUCCCUGAUACUGUAGCUUCUGAAGCUAUUAAAAGUUUUAUCAAUGUCAUCCAUGUGAUAUCUGUUAAACAAACUGAAGAGCUUAAGAUUAAGAAGCAAACUGAAACUGCAUCAAAGGAGCUUGAGAAGAAGGCUUCAUCUCUCCGGAACAUAGAAAGGAAGUUCUACCACUCAUAUUCUAUGGUUGGUAUUGGACCUCCUGAUUCUGUGUCUGAUCAUGGGCAGGUUCUAGACGCUCGAGAUCCCCUUGCUGAAAAAAAAUCUGAGCUUGCAGUCUGCCAAAGGCGGUUGGAAGAUGAAAUGCUGAAACAUGCCAAAGCAGUAGAGGUGACCAGAGCAAUGACUCUAAAUAAUCUUCAAACAGGAUUGCCAGGGGUUUUUCAAGCAUUGACUAGCUUUUCUGCCUUAUUUACUGAGGCACUUGACUCAGUAUGCUCCCGUUCCUAUCAUAUCAAAUAGAUGAAUACAUUUUUUUUCACUCGAAUUUUUUAGGUCGGUUGAAGUUUAUAGAGCUGGGUUUUCUUGAUUGUUGCCUCUUAUAAUUAUUGUUUUUUGGUUUUGGUUUUUCUUUUUUGGGGGAAUGUGUAAAUACAUGGGAGGUCUUUUUGUGGUUUUGUCAUUAUCAAUUGUCAAGCCAAGGGAACUGUCUGUACAGGAAAUUGCUCGGAUUCUUGUAUGGGAAAAAAAAAAAAAAGGAAGCAAUUUCAGCAGAUGAAUAAUACCCAAAUUCUUCCUUCUCUCUUCCAAUUUGUUGUAUUGUUUUCUUUGGUUUACUGACAGGGAUGGUGGCUUAAGGUUUAUAAGCAUGGUGGGUAUUAUAGGGUCCAGGCGAGGCAAUUCAUUAUUGAUCUGAGGGCUAGGCUGGCCAUGUCAGAGCUUGAUAUCAUCUUUGGCAAGAAGAUGAAUCUCAACUUGCUUUUUCUUUCACCCCAUACUCUAGUUCCUUUUUUUCUCGUUGAAAAAAGAAAGUUUGAGUUAUCAAAUAAGACAAAAACAGUUAUUCUGUGCAAACAAAUUAGGUGCAACAUUUCUCCCAUGUGAAAAAAAAAGAGUAAAAAAUGGCAACUAUCCAUGUUUGUUUUUAAAGUUACAGAAGUUUGGACCAUUGCCU
This is a messenger RNA of Durio zibethinus, 3389 nucleotides long. Its product is annotated as nitrate regulatory gene2 protein-like. NCBI's taxonomy places the organism in Eukaryota, Viridiplantae, Streptophyta, Magnoliopsida, Malvales, Malvaceae. The record is from RefSeq and is a predicted model, not a curated record.